Messenger RNA from Pogona vitticeps (central bearded dragon), 2639 nucleotides. NCBI's taxonomy places the organism in Eukaryota, Metazoa, Chordata, Lepidosauria, Squamata, Agamidae. The record is from RefSeq and is a predicted model, not a curated record.
CUUCCAGUCUCUCCCUUCUCCGGCCUGAGAAGAAGAGGGAAGCUGCAGCUGCAGGGCGUUUGCACGUUGGUUUAGACGGGCGGGCUGGCAGAUUACGUCCUGGGUCUGAAGAUGAGGGCGUCCUGGGGGCUGGCCCCUCUUGUCGCCCUUCUUGUGGGGCUCUCGGCUGGGCCUGUUAGCAUGGUGGAGCACGCCGAAUUCCUCAAAGCCGGGAAGGAGCCCGGACUUCAGAUCUGGAGGAUCGAGAAGUUUGACCUGGUCCCGGUGCCGAGAAACCUUUAUGGGGAUUUCUUUACGGGGGACGCGUAUGUGAUUCUGAACACCAUCCGGCAACGUAGCGGAAACUUGCAGUACGAUCUUCAUUUCUGGCUAGGGGAGCAGUGCAGCCAAGAUGAAAGCGGAGCGGCCGCCAUUUUUACGGUACAGCUGGACGACUACCUCGGCGGGAGGGCCAUCCAGCACCGCGAAGUGCAAGGCCACGAGUCGCCGACUUUCACGGGGUACUUCAAGUCGGGCAUCAAGUACAAAGCUGGCGGUGUGGCAUCCGGCUUCCGGCACGUGGUCCCCAACGAAGUGUCGGUUCAGAGACUCUUCCAGGUGAAAGGCAGGCGAACGGCCCGGGCGCGAGAGGUCCCCGUCAGCUGGGAGAGCUUCAACACCGGCGAUUGUUUCAUCUUGGAUCUGGGCAACUUUAUUCAUCAAUGGUGCGGUUCCCAGGCUAAUAGGUUUGAAAGGCUGAAGGCCACCGAGGUGGCCAAAGGCAUUCGGGAUAAUGAGAGAAGCGGACGCGCAAGGGUCUACGUUGUAGACGAAGGCAGCGAGGGGGAAGAGAUGCUCCAGGUCCUGGGACCCAAGCCCAGCUUGCCUGAAGGCGUGAGUGAUGAUGUCAAAGCUGAUGCAAUCAACCGAAGGCUGGCUAAACUGUACAAGGUAUCCAAUGGGGCAGGAAAUAUGGCGGUUUCUCUGGUGGCCGACGAGAAUCCCUUCUCCCAGGGAGCCUUGAGCUCAGAAGAUUGCUUUAUUCUUGACCAUGGAACUGAUGGCAAGAUCUUUGUCUGGAAAGGGAAAAAUGCCAACGCCGAAGAAAGGAAGGCGGCCCUAAAAACCGCCUCGGAGUUUAUCACCAAGAUGAACUAUCCCCGUCACACACAGAUCCAAGUCCUUCCGGAGAGCGGGGAAACUCCUAUGUUCAAGCAGUUCUUCAAGAACUGGCGCGACAGGGACCAGACCGAAGGCUUUGGGAUCCCCUAUAUCACCGGCCACGUGGCCAAGAUCGAGAAAGUGCCUUUUGAUGCCGCCACGUUGCACGUUACGCCAACCAUGGCCGCCCAGCAUGGCAUGGAAGACGAUGGCACUGGGAACAAACAGAUCUGGAGAGUAGAAGGUUCAACCAAAGUACCCGUAAAUCCUUCAACGUAUGGCCAAUUCUAUGGUGGAGACAGCUAUAUUAUCUUGUAUGAUUACAGACAUGGAAACAAGCAAGGGAAAAUCAUCUAUACCUGGCAAGGUGCGGAUUCUACUCAAGAUGAAAUAGCAGCGUCUGCCUUCCUGACGGUCCAACUGGAUGAGGAGCUAGGAGGCACCCCGGUGCAGAAACGAGUGAUUGAGGGCAAAGAGCCGCCUCACCUCAUGAGCUUGUUUGGCGGGAAGCCUCUGAUUGUGUACAAAGGGGGCACGUCCAGGGAAGGAGGCCAGACAACCCCAGCGCCGACACGCCUGUUCCAGGUUCGAUCCAGCACAUCUGGCGCUACCAGAGCAGUAGAGGUGGACGUGGCUGCUAAACUUCUCAACUCCAACGAUGCCUUUGUGUUGAAGACGCCUUCCACCACCUACCUCUGGGUGGGCCAAGGAGCCAGUGACAGUGAAAAGGCUGGCGCCCGGGAGCUGGUGAAAAUUUUGGGAGCACGUGCCACCGAGAUUGGAGAAGGCAGAGAACCAGACGCUUUCUGGAGCGCUCUUGGUGGAAAGGCUGCCUACCGCACAUCCCCGCGGCUGAAGGACAAGAAGAUGGAUGCGCAUCCCCCUCGCCUCUUUGCCUGCUCCAACAAGAGCGGACGAUUCACCAUUGAAGAGGUGCCUGGAGACCUGACCCAGAGCGACUUGGCCACAGAUGACGUGAUGCUCUUAGACACCUGGGACCAGGUCUUCAUCUGGGUCGGGAAAGACGCCCAAGAGGAGGAGAAGACAGAAGCUCAAACAUCAGCAAGGAGAUACAUCGAGACCGACCCUGCCAACCGUGACCGGAGAACUCCCAUCACCCUGAUCAGACAAGGGUUCGAGCCGCCCACCUUCACCGGCUGGUUCCUGGGCUGGGAAGAUGAUUAUUGGGAUGUCGAUCCUCUAGAGAGGGCCCUGGCGGACUUGGCUGCAUAAAGGAGAAUUGCUUUUUUAUAUGUUUUUUUUUUUUAAGAAACAAGAAAAAAAAACCCGGCUUGUCUUCCUUGCUUCUAAAGAGGCCUUCCCUCAUUGUUCCGGUGGAUGCAAUUGGGGGACUACGGUACUGGUCUCAUUUUAACUCUUUUUUAAAAAAAAGACUAGCUCAAUUCAACUGUACGAUAGCUGGGCAAUAGUUCAGGCCCGACCACACCAUGUAGGCGCUUGAUGACUGCCUUUAAUAAAGCUUAACGUGGAACUUUUAA